This is a messenger RNA of Ostreobium quekettii, 708 nucleotides long. The record is from the annotation of a GenBank genome assembly. Lineage: Eukaryota; Viridiplantae; Chlorophyta; Ulvophyceae; Bryopsidales; Ostreobiaceae.
AUGGUCCCGAAACUCCUCUUCGCCCUCCUCCUGCUGGCAUUCUGGCAAUGGCACGGAUGCAGCGCAUUCUACCUAUUCCACAAGCACAAGUACCACCGGUCGUCGCCGGCGGUGCCACCCCCGCCGAGCCCGCCGGCCGCCCCGUCGCCGCUGCCGGACCUGCCUCCGGCGCAGUGCCCGGGUAUGGAGUUCGCCGAGCUCGUGGCGGUGGAGUGCGGCCGGCAGAAGCCGUACCACCGCUGGUCACUCCUCGGGAAUCAUCACUACUCCCAGCCGUCCAUGGAGUGCGAGCGCGACGUCACCUCGCGGGAGUUGCAGAGGAAUGUGCUGUCCACAAAGGACGUGCAGUGCGUGGCCCAGAUCCUGAUUCAGACGCAUAGUGUCUCUGGCAUCGAGGCCGGCUUGCGCAUAGACCCCAACUUCAACUUCCUUGCCAACUGCGGCACCAGGGAGCAGGACCCCGACGUGGUGGCACUCAAGGGCAUCGCACUGGGAAUCCUGGAGGGCGUGUGGGAGGACAGCGAGCUGGUGGACAAGAUCGUGGAUGGGGUCGUCCCGUCUUUCACACCACCGGGGGAGAACGAGAAUUGGGCCGAGGCAGAAGACAACCGCAUGAGGGAACAUAUGAUUGACAGAGACGCGUUCUUCAACAAGCUGAACAACUUGGACUAUUUGCUCAAGACAUUUCUAGAAGACCCAAACAGCAGC